Lepus europaeus (European hare) is the source of this 1097-nucleotide messenger RNA. RefSeq names its product aldose reductase-related protein 2-like. Bases 18 to 968 code for a protein of 316 amino acids. The transcript has a single exon. Gene Ontology annotation, molecular function: aldose reductase (NADPH) activity. Lineage: Eukaryota; Metazoa; Chordata; Mammalia; Lagomorpha; Leporidae. The record is from RefSeq and is a predicted model, not a curated record. Gene Ontology annotation, cellular component: cytosol; mitochondrion.
CGGACUCCGCACCAGCCAUGGCCACCUUCGUGGAGCUCAGCACCAAAGCCAAAAUGCCCAUUGUGGGCCUGGGCACCUUGAAGUCUCCUCCAGGCCAAGUCAAGGACGCAGUGAAGGCAGCCAUUGACGCCGGCUAUCGCCACAUCGACUGCGCCUACGUCUAUCAGAAUGAGAACGAGGUGGGAGAAGCCAUCCAGGAGAAGAUCAGAGAGAAGGCCGUGAAGCGGGAGGACCUCUUCAUCGUUAGCAAGCUGUGGCCUGCCUUCUUUGAGAGAAAACUGAUGAGGGAAGCCUUUCAGAAGACCCUCACGGAUCUGAAGCUGGAGUAUCUGGACCUGUAUCUCAUUCACUGGCUACAGGGCCUUCAGCCUGGGAAGGAACUAUUCCCCAAAGACGAAAAAGGCAACAUCCUCACCAGUAAACUCACGUUCCUGGAUGCCUGGGUGGCCCUGGAGGAGCUGGUGGAUGAGGGGCUGGUGAAAGCUCUUGGAGUAUCCAACUUCAACCAUUUUCAGAUCGAACAGAUCCUGAACAAGCCUGGGCUGAAACAUAAGCCAGUGACUAACCAGGUUGAGUGUCACCCAUACCUCAUGCAAGAGAAACUGAUCCAGUACUGCCACUCCAAGGGCAUCACUGUCACAGCCUACAGUCCCCUGGGCUCUCCAGACAGACCUUGGGCGAAGCCUGAGGACCCUUCCCUGCUGGAGGAUCCCAAGAUUAAGGCAAUUGCUGCAAAGCACAAGAAAACCGCAGCCCAGGUUCUGAUUCACUUCCAAGUCCAGAGGAACGUGAUUGUGAUUCCCAAGUCUGUGACACCAGCACGCAUCAUCGAGAACUUUCAGGUCUUUGACUUUAAGCUGAGUGACGAGGAGAUGGCCACCAUCCUCAGCUUCAACAGAAACUGGAGGGCCUGUCACGUGGACUUCAUGUCUCAGGUAGAGGGCUAUCCCUUCCAUGCCGAGUACUGAAGCUGAGUUCCCCGAUGAGGCCACCUGCUGGAUUGUAUCUUCACUCGAGUGUAACUCCACCUGAGUCCUAUGCCGGCCUCGCUUCUCUGCAUCUGUUGUAGGCCGGCUCAAGGCAGUGCUGUAGGUUCA